UGCGGAGCACUACCAGUAAAUGCCAGGUUACAUCAGUAUUGUUUUAUCUCAGCCUACUUCGGGACAUUGGAGUGUUCUAGUACAGCACACAAACACGAGUAAUGUUUUCAGUUGGUAGGCGUCUUGCACUCUCUCUCCCUCUCUUCCUCCACUUGACUUUAAUUCGGUCUAGUACGCGUCAUCCUCCAGGACUCGCCUCCACGCAUUAUUGUGGGCUAUACUUUCUGCCUGAAAUACUAUAAAAUCCAACGCAAACAAAAACAAAACAAACAAAUCACAGCUGACAUUACUCACUCCCCCAGUAAGCACAUCCCUUUCCCCUUGUGCUUCUUUGGAGGGGACUUUGUGAAGAAGCGGAGGAUGAAUCUGUUUGAGCACACGCUGUCAGGAUGAGCUGAUGUGCGCGCUGCAUCAAGUGCGCGGUGGUGAUGCUCCGGUAUAAAACAGCCCGUUGUAUUUUGGCACACAGGGGGGAUGCAUCAGUUUAACCCUCGGCUCUGCCCUCCGAACUCGCCCGUACAGUAUUCAGUCUAGAUAAGUUGAGAGGAUGUGUGAUCGUAUUGCGAGGAAUCCUGCCGCACGAUAUUGCUGAGGAUCUCUCUCUCUGUUCGCUUUCUCUUCAACUUCGAUGGCUUGAGUGGCCCGUUGGUACUCAUGCUCGCAGCCGAGGAGGGAUGUAAGGCACCGGGCUAUCUACAGCCCUCACACUGCACCGAGUAGCGGCGUGAUUCCGGUCGCUAUUUGAGUGCCAAUACGCAAAAAAACUACUUUUGAGAUGUGAGUUAUCGAGAUUUGUUACUCGUUUGACCGGGUCGACUGUCCUAUGCUAUCGACAACGGGAUAUCAAGAGGAAAAUGAUUGUGGCAUAAACUAUUUCUGGAGACGCCUGUCACAGAUAUCGCCGCUGAACUGGACAGGGUGGAUGGUUAUUUCCCAAACAGUUCAAGCCUAUGUAUACUGCAUUCAUUUGUUGGAAACGCUGCCUAGUAUUUUCGAGAACAGCGCAAGAGGAAUGCUGGUCCAAGAUUUAAUGCCAUUCACUUUAGGUUUUUGGCCUUUUUUCUUCAGUCAUUGCCUUCUCUCACUGUUUUUACUCUCAUGUCAGGGAGAACUCCAGAGGUCAUGCUCACGAACUGUGGCGGAGAAAGUUAGUGAACAGUGCCAGCCUGCAUGCCACUGUAGAAGAUACCCUCCUCUUCCUCCGCCGCCACCACCACCGCCUCCUCCACGGCUACUGGGCACGACAGGGCCACAACCCAUGGUGCCCUUGUUGAGGCCCUGGUGGAUGGAGAUGGACAUUAUAGUGCUUGCAACGGUGGGCUGUGCCUCAGUUGUCUUCCUCCUCUCAGCCAUCAUUAUCUGUUACAAGGCCAUCAAGAGGAAACCACUACGAAAAGAAGAGAACGGGACAAGUCGUGGGGAAUAUGCCAUGAGUAUCCGUAACAAGAAGGCCACGGGUACGAACAACACUGUGGUAUAGACUGUCUCCUGGUAGAUAUAGGAAGUGAUAUCACCAUCACCUUCUCUCAGCUGUCCCCAAACACAACAAAUCCCUUCUCACCCAAAAAGCAACAUGGUUUUACCCGAGGUUAUCAAAUAGGUAAAGCUUCUCUUUUUGCUUGGCACAGGGCCCGGACUGUGAACACCUUCAGCUCAAAAAGAGCUGUAUAAGAUGGAAGGUUAAAAAAAUCAUGGCCAAAAGGAGGAAAAGAAAGAUCCAUAAACCCCUGUGGUGUCAAAAGUGGCACAGCAGGCUGAACAUUGUGCUCUUAGUAACAGCAUGUGUUGCUGACAGGCUGGUUGGCUGCUGGCUGGAGAGGGACUGUCUGCCAGUCUGCCGCAGAUCCAGGCCUCACUCACUGUUGAUAUCUGCAGUGGAACAACAGACUAUACAACAGCCCUGCAGUCUCAUGGGCGACCAGACAGGACAGCUCAUCAGACACCAAUAAAUAAAAUGCAUGCAGUUUUUUUAGAGAAUGCAACAUUUUUUAUAUUCUAAUCCUCACACUGUCCAUCUUUUGUUCUCCGUUUCUGAGACAGAUGCUUUGUGAGAGGCAUGAUGUUACUGUCGGCCCUGGCUCUGAGAGAUGGAUUCAUCUGACUAUGCAAUUUAAUGAAAUCCAUAUAAAACAGAGGAGCAAUGACAUCAGCGUGGGGCGCUGUGGUUAUUUUACCAUGCCAAAAUUGCCACUGAAGACUCAGUUUAAUAUCAUUCAGUCAUUGAUCUAUUUAUUUGUUGUAUUUAUUUAUAUAUCUGCCUUUGGAUUUAUUUUUCUACUUAAAAGGAAAAAACUGUCUUGUAAGUUACUUUCAUCUUGGUAAAGCGUGAACACCAUCAUGAGUCCAUUUGAUUUAGUUCUGUUUUUUAGGUGAAUAAUGUAUAAAUCAUAUCAUUCAUUUGUGAUGCUCCAAUGCUUUAAGCCUGCUGUCAGUUUGUUAAGACACUGAUGCAGAAAACACGCUUGCUCUGCAAACAGUUUUGGCAUCUGUUGUUUUGUCUCUGGGUGUUUGAUACGCUUUUCUCUGAUUCCCUGAGAGUUCAGCUAAAAAAGUUCAGGGGUCUCUAUGAUGUGCCAUGUGAUUGUGUGUUUUUACAAACAUUAUUUCUGUGCUGCAUCAAAAGGCAGGCCCUGUAUUAGAUUUGUUAAAUGUACUAUCGUCAGGUUAAAUCUUGUUGAGUCUUGGGCAUCAGCUCGAUGCUUUCAGCCAUGUUUUGUUUGGAUUUGACAAUCUUCAGUUUUCUAUCUGUCAGGCAGGGCUUAGCCCAUUACUAUAGAAACAGGGGGCAUGAGCCCUGGGCUGACCCUGUGACUGGUGAGAGACAGGAGACUUAACCAAUAGCCAGAGAUCAGGUUGCACAGCGGAUGGCCUCAGCAGGGAUGUGUGUGACUCAGUGCUGUCACAGGCAUCCUCCACAUCUCCCCCUGGAAAAACACAACUGAGCUGAACUGGAGCAUCACUCAACGCUGUUCUGCUUUUUUACAAUAAAUCUGAGCGUAUCUGUGAACGCAUGUGUGUGCGUGCUUGAGUGUGUGUGUGUGUGUGUGUGUGUGUCUGAGAGUGAGCAUGCAGAUGAGUGUUCUCACUGAGAGUGGGCUGUGCUCUGUGGCUGUCAGUUAAGUAUAGAUUUUGGCUAAACUGUGGACAUUUGAAAACACAUGCUUGCAUUUAAACAUGCACAGGUAUCAGUUAACAGUAUAUCCCCCAUAUACCUAUAAGAGAGAAGCAAUGAAUGCAUGAAUGUAAAUAUCGAUAUUUAAAUAUCUGCCUUCUGGACUGUUAAUUCAUGUACAGUGUAACAGAACAUAUGUUUAUACAUAGUAAAACUUAAAACAAUGUGCUACCAUUUAGAAUUGUGUCAGUGUUGUCAUGUUGAUGGAGCAAGCCAUUAAUGUACAUAUAGCAAUCAGUAGGACAUACACAAUUUAUGCAUUAUACCAAACAGACGUGCAUAAGUCGAGUUCAUUGCUGAGUUUUUCAGUUGUAAAUAAACUGUACAUAACAGAUCUACAGUCUAUUGUGUUUAAAGAAAUACAGUAUAUGUGUAGAUUUUUCAAAUCUGUUAUGAUGUGAUGACAAACUGCGGCAUAUGGGGCAAAGGUGAUAGUUAUUUUAGCCCAUGGCCAUCCUGUCUGCACUGUGCUGUCGUGUGUCAUUCAUGUCUUGAGCAGAGCUGUACUGUCCGUGAUCUCCUGUCCCCCACCAAAAAAAUUCCCU
Monopterus albus (swamp eel) is the source of this 3717-nucleotide messenger RNA. It is a transcript of the gene prima1, whose product is annotated as proline rich membrane anchor 1. The record is from RefSeq and is a predicted model, not a curated record. The transcript has 4 exons. The coding region runs from base 824 to 1480 and encodes 218 amino acids. Lineage: Eukaryota; Metazoa; Chordata; Actinopteri; Synbranchiformes; Synbranchidae.